Messenger RNA from Aspergillus heteromorphus CBS 117.55, 843 nucleotides. Its product is annotated as emp24/gp25L/p24 family protein. Bases 70 to 702 code for a protein of 210 amino acids. The transcript has 4 exons. NCBI's taxonomy places the organism in Eukaryota, Fungi, Ascomycota, Eurotiomycetes, Eurotiales, Aspergillaceae. The record is from RefSeq and is a predicted model, not a curated record. Gene Ontology annotation, biological process: intracellular protein transport; Golgi organization; endoplasmic reticulum to Golgi vesicle-mediated transport. Gene Ontology annotation, cellular component: Golgi apparatus; COPII-coated ER to Golgi transport vesicle; endoplasmic reticulum-Golgi intermediate compartment.
AUCUUGAACCCGUCACCCCUGAGCCUCGUCCAACCUGAGCUCCCGCUCUUGCUCUUGUCCUUGCUCGCAAUGCGCUUCGCAGCUCUGGUUAUAGGCCUGUUGGCCACCUUCGUGUCUUCCGUGACCGCCACGGCUCUGACCUACCGACUCGAAGCCAACGAGAAGGCGUGCUUCUACAGCUAUGUUGACUCCACCAACGUCAAGGUUGCCUUCUACUUCGCCGUCCAAUCCGGCGGUUCUUUCGAUGUCGAUUACUCCGUCGUCGGUCCCGGUGACAAGGUCGUCCUAGACGGUAGCAAGGAGAGACAGGGCGAUUUCGUUUUCACGGCUCAGAGUAUCGGAGAGUACCGCUUCUGCUUUGACAAUGACAUGUCGACCUUUGCCGAGAAGAUUGUCGACUUCGAGAUUGCGGUCGAGAACGAGGAACGCGCCCAGCUGCCUUCCCGCCAGGGCGCCAGCCCCGAGCAGGCCUCCGCCCUCGAGGAGUCCAUCUUCAAACUGUCCGCUCAGCUGUCCACCAUCACCCGCAACCAGAAAUACUUCCGCACCCGCGAGAACCGUAACUUCAGCACUGUCCGUAGCACGGAACGUCGCAUCUUCAACUUCAGCGUCAUCGAGGGCCUGAUGAUGGUUUCCAUGGCCGCGCUGCAGGUCUUCGUUGUCCGGUUCUUCUUCCAGGGCGCUCGGAAAGGUUACGUGUGAAUGAGCGAGCGAGCAUCAAAAUUUCUUCUUCCUGUCCUUUCGUGGCGUCUAUAUUGUAUCUACCCGCUGUUGUAGGGAUCUAGAGUUUUUAUCUCCUGAUAAUGGAGCUGGUCAAUUGGAACUACUUGGUACCGUGUGAUG